CAGCCGAGGAGUAAGAGCACAGACAGGGACUGCCAGAGUAGCUGAGCAUCUGCUGAGGGUAAAGCUGCGUGUUGCAGUCUUGAUCUCGAGGUGCUUUUUGCUGCUGUCCCUCACUCGGAUCGUCCAGGUGAUAUCCUAGCAAGCAACAAGAAUGGAUGUCUUUAAGAAAGGUUUCUCCAUUGCUAAAGAAGGUGUGGUGGCUGCUGCAGAAAAGACCAAGCAGGGAGUGACAGAGGCUGCAGAGAAGACUAAAGAAGGGGUGAUGUAUGUAGGUACCAAAACCAAGGAAGGUGUCGUGCAAAGUGUGACCUCAGUUGCUGAGAAGACCAAAGAGCAGGCCAAUGUGGUGGGAGAAGCUGUCGUAGCCAGCGUGAACACAGUGGCAAACAAGACUGUAGAAGGAGCAGAGACCAUCGUGGCCACUACAGGAGUUGUAAAAAAGGAGGACCUGGCAGCACCGCAACCGCCCGAGCAGCCAGAGGCAGCGGGAGAGGGAGCCCCAGCACCAGGCACAGGUGGCGGCGGAGAGGGUGAAAAUGAAGGCAAUUAAUCAACUUAGGGACUUCUAGCUCAAAAGAGAGCGUUCCAAGAGCAUACAUGGAAAUAUUAGCUGACACUACAACAGGAAAAUCCCACGCUCCAUAGACUAACUCCCUUCAGCUCUGUAGCCUUUCACCUCCCUCAAAAAACAAAGGCACAAAAUACGUAAGCCAGGCUCCUCUGAUUGUAAGUAAAGUGCAGCCGUGUUGCAGGGCGUGUGUCUCCCUCCCCACCUCCCUCAUGGCUUCCCAACCCGCUCGCUCGGCGUGUUUUGGUUGGGUUCACUGAUCCAUGUCUCACAUCCAUCUGCACUGGCACUUGGGAUCUCUAGAUGUCGUGGAAAUAUUUUUUUUUUUAACUAAUAAAAAAAGUUUGAACAA
Tauraco erythrolophus (red-crested turaco) is the source of this 920-nucleotide messenger RNA. RefSeq names its product synuclein gamma (gene SNCG). The record is from RefSeq and is a predicted model, not a curated record. Gene Ontology annotation, molecular function: cuprous ion binding. NCBI's taxonomy places the organism in Eukaryota, Metazoa, Chordata, Aves, Musophagiformes, Musophagidae. Gene Ontology annotation, cellular component: neuronal cell body; axon terminus; cytoplasm. Gene Ontology annotation, biological process: synapse organization; chemical synaptic transmission; synaptic vesicle endocytosis.